UUGGAAUCUGUCAAAAGAUCGAUAAAGUCUCGUGGAAAUCCGUACCUCUCGGGCCCUGAAUAAAGUUCCGACGAUCGAAGGACCAGCUAACCCCAGAUUCAUUUAACCGAAGUUCGUUUAAAAUGUCGAAGCCAAUCGCGUAGCGCUUUCUCCGCUUCUCCGCAUGUGGAACGGUUUUUAGAGCCCCCGGUCUCCCCCUCAAUUUUAGGAUCUGGCAUGAUCCUGUCCCUGCAGCAUGGUACGGAGCUGCAUCUUUCUAUUGCAGGCGCCAUGCUGUCGGACGACAAUGCCACCCCGGAUGAAACCAUGGAUACGGACGUGGAUGUGGAUGCGCAUGCUUCAAGUGGAGAACAAGCCGAACAACCCUUGUUGAACUCGGGACAGGUGCAAUGUUCGGUUUGUAGCAGCACAUUUCGCCGACCAGAACAUCUGAAGCGCCAUUUGCGCAGUCAUACUAAAGAGAAACCGUUCGAAUGUGCUCAAUGCGGUCGGCAUUUCUCUCGGACAGAUACCCUCCACCGCCACGAACUAAGCCACCAUAACCCAACAACCGACGGCGGCAAAGAUCGCACACAUCGGAUUACCGUCAAAACCUUUCGCGCAUGCUUCAGUUGUGCGACAGCCAGAGUCCGAUGCAGUGGGGGUAUGCCAUGUGGACGGUGUGAAACCCGGACACUCGAAUGCCAAUACCCCACGGAGAGACGUUCUAAAGCAAGAGCGAGGAACGGCGCACGAGGAGCGCCUGUAUCAAGAAUUCAUGAUCCGGAUUCUCAUUCUCCAAUACGAUCUCCUCGGACCCAGAGACACAAUUCGUCUGCUCAGGUGGAACAUGGAACACCUUAUCAGCUCGCCCAAUUCUCGGUGAACGACUUGAAUGACCCACCAUCGACAAAGCCCUCGAUGGAAACUUUUCAAAAUACAAUUGGCGCCCUCGUGGAGAAUACACCGUCAGAUGGAAGGGGCUCGGCGUCGGGGCCUCCUGAUCCCCGGUUAUACUUACCACCCUCAAACCCUUUGUCGUCUACAGGGCCGUUGCCAAUGCCGACAUACCCCAACGGAGAAUAUCCUGGAAUGUCAAAUCCGAAUUUGCCCAAGAUGUUUGCCGUUGAGACGUCAGCUGGUCUUGGCCCUGAAGGAAGGGAUCCUCAAUCGGGCAUACCAAAUUCGGGGGUCGAUAUCGAACUGGAUAUGACGGGGAAUCCGGAGAUUGGUUUGGAUUUUGAUCCGUCAUUUUUCGAUCAAUCUAUGAUAUCCGCUAUCAACUGGCUUCCUAACGAGCUUUUCGCUGGACCUAUGACUAGUGACCAGGGCCAAGACUCCAGAGCCCCUUCGCAAUUUUCUCAACCAGCUCUUCCAGAAAACUAUAUGGCUCAUAUAGCAUGGCAACCACCAGUCAUAAAUGCUGAUCAAAUUAGUACGUCAGUACCUGAAAACAUCUCCCAAACGCCAUCUGGAAAUCUGUCUCUAGGCACUGACAUGGGAAGUCCACGACGCCGAAGUUCCCAUGUUCCCAGCGAAACAUCGCUCCAUUCUGAAUCUGUCGAUUCAACGAAACGAUCAGCGGACUACUACGUCGAUGGCGGCGGUGCUCGGCUUCCAAAAUACAGAAAGAGACAGACACACUGGUCGACUUCAUCUGCCGACGUGAAUUCUACCAAUGAGUCUCUUUAUGAAGCCAAGUCACACCGAUUUGACUUUCCCAGUACACAUGAAGUCAACAUGGAAAUUAUUUCAGAUGAAAUGAUGUCCUCUGUCCGGAAAAUCGAAUCCACGACUUAUAACGAAAUAUACCGCAAUUUUAUCCUGCUUUGCCGAAGCGAGAAUCCAUUUUUUGAAAUGUUUGAGACUGAAAAUUUUCCGUCCGCAGAGGAUUGCAACCGGUACCUCAUCUGCUACUUCGAUUCUUUUCAGGCAGUAUAUCCUAUGGUUCAUCUACCUUCCUUCAAUCCUAAUCACUGCUACUGGCUCUUGACUGUGGCCCUUGUGGCAAUCGGCUGCCACAGUUCAAACACGCCAACAGCAGACCAGCAUACAGCUGCCUUUCAUGAGCUGAUUCGGCGUGCUCUUCAUGUCGAGAAAGAACGAUACCGACCUGGCCAGGAUUCUCUUGAUCUAAUCCAAGUCAUACUGCUAAACUGUAUUGGCCUUAUCCACAGCGGAAGUGAGCGAGCUAAAGCAUCCGCCUUGAGCUCUUUCAAGGAUCUCGUGACUCUCAUGAACCGCGAAAAGUUAUUGGCGAUGGUAAAACCAAGCAAAGUGCGUGGCUCGUCAGAUGAUGCUAUAUGGAUGAAUUGGGUCCAAGAUGAAGUUCGGAGACGGACUGGCUACUGUAUCUGGCUUUUGGACUGUACAAUUGCUUAUUACUUUGACGACCGACCACUUUUAUCCCUCGAUGAUGGACAAGCUCCAUUACCUGCACAUGAGACGCUGUGGCAUGCCAAAUCUGCGGACGCGUGGAAACAGCUAUGGGAAAAUCCAGCUAGCGACUUUCAUUCGCCGAAUCAUUCCCAGGCUUCUUUUCGGACUUCGCCGUACACAGUCAAUGAGUCUUUGUAUGAUGCGGUGCACAUACUCUACAUUGAAAAGAGGCUGGUAUCAGGUAUUGGAGAAUUUAGUCACAUUCUUCUCAUACAUGCUCUUUAUCACCGCAUGUGGGAAGUGGGCGAUUACUUCCGCAGGCCGCUUUCCUUCUGGAACCCGACUGCCAAGAAGCAAUCUCGUGAGACUGCUAUUCCGAUUGGCUCUGUCUGGCUUCCAGGAAUUCCAUCAUAUUCUAAAUGGCGCAACAGCGCCUGUGAUUGCCUCGACAUCCUUCACUGGACUGCCAAUAGCACCAUUGCCAAAGCCGCUGGACUGGAACAUCCAACUGUUCUUCAUCUUCAUGCUGCACGGCUUGUUUUACUGGCACCAUUUCGGGAGAUUCGCUGUCUCGCUACCUCUCUAGCGUUCAACAAGUUACGGUGGAGUAGACGAACUCACGCCAUUGAGUGGCAGUAUAUAUGGCGCUGGAUACGUCAUGACCAGUACAAAGCUCGUUUAUCAAUAAUUCACGCUGGGGUGACCCUUUGGCACGUUCGACGAUACUCCACGAAUGCAUUCCAUGAGCCAGCAGCCGUGUUCGUCGCCGUGCUGACACUAUGGGCGUACGGGUCCUGUCAUGUGCAUGGACCAAUGGAUACCAGCCCCAAUUCGCAGGCUUCGAGAGCGGUUCCAUCACAGGAGCCAAGUUUCAUUCAUCUGGAUCGUCCCUGCGAUGAUGAACUGGUCCAACUAUUUGUGCGAGAAGGUCACUCGAUGCGAGGCAAUAUCACAGGCGUAGGAGAUAUUUGUGCGCCCGAGGGCCCAGAGAGGGUUCUCCGUAUCGGCUGCGAGAUUUUAUCUAAAUUGACUGCAUGGGGAAGCUCCAAAAGAUCCAUAGCGAUUCUGAGUCACUUGGCUGAUUUGGUGGCACGGAAUCCAGAUGGGGAGCAGAGCCGCAAUGUCAAUGCGGAUACUCGCUAG
Molecule: messenger RNA, 3501 nt
Organism: Penicillium pulvis
Lineage: Eukaryota; Fungi; Ascomycota; Eurotiomycetes; Eurotiales; Aspergillaceae
Exons: 4
Coding region: 217-3501 (1094 amino acids)
Biological process (GO): regulation of DNA-templated transcription; DNA-templated transcription
Molecular function (GO): DNA-binding transcription factor activity, RNA polymerase II-specific; zinc ion binding; DNA binding
Source: RefSeq, a predicted model, not a curated record